Messenger RNA from Loa loa (African eye worm), 345 nucleotides. RefSeq lists its product as hypothetical. The record is from RefSeq and is a predicted model, not a curated record. NCBI's taxonomy places the organism in Eukaryota, Metazoa, Nematoda, Chromadorea, Rhabditida, Onchocercidae. The transcript has a single exon. The annotation marks the transcript as partial.
GCACAUACAUACAUGUACACACACACAUGCAUACACAUACGCACACCUACAUGCACACAUGCAUACGCACAGAUACACACAUAUAUGUGCAAAUGCACACAUACACACAUACGCAUACAUACAUAUAUACAUACACAUAUACAGAUACCAUACACACAUACGUCCAUAGACACAUGCACAGACAUACAUAUAUACAUACACAUACACACAUACACACACAUACACAUAUACAUACAUACAUGCACACAAGCAGGCACGCAUAUACACAUAUAUGUACACACACAUACAUACAUGCACUCAUUACAUUUAUCAAAUAUUUUAUUGUAUGUAAAUAGUAUGGCAUAA